Sphenostylis stenocarpa is the source of this 1836-nucleotide messenger RNA. Lineage: Eukaryota; Viridiplantae; Streptophyta; Magnoliopsida; Fabales; Fabaceae. The record is from the annotation of a GenBank genome assembly.
AUGGAUAAGCAAGUGAUUUCCCUUUCUCUUCUAAUUUUCCUCUUCACUGUUUCCAUAGCUGGUGCUGCAUCUACCACAUGCCCCAUGGAUCUCAGCUACGUUGAAACCUUUCCCUGGGACACUUCAUCCUGCAGAGACCCUGUUGAUAGGGAGCACUGUUGCCAAGCUUUGCUCAGUGUAAUUGGCAUAGGGCUAUCCCAACACCUCAAAGACACUUCCUGGUUUCAACUUCCUGAUGAAAACACUUCCUCCAUUUGCCUAUCCAAUUUCCAAACCAAACUCUCAGCCUUGUCAAUGAACUCAUCUUUGGUCCCUUCUUGUUUUCCUAGCGCCUCCCAGUUUGUUACAAACUCUUCCACUUGUGCAGGUAUCAUAACCAUCGAUGACUGGAAGCAAAAAGUGGGUAUGAUUAGCCCUUUAGACACUUCUUGCAAUGGGGAUCUCAGUGAUCAAACUCGUUGCAGCAUUUGUUCUGAUGCUGGUCUCAAAGUGACUUCCCAACUCAACAGUUUGGACCCAAAUGCCACGAAGUGCUUUUACUUCACAGUUUUGUAUGCCACAGCUAUUGUUAAUCAGUUUGGUCCGACAAAUUUGGGCACGGCUGGUUGCAUUCUAGGUAUGCCACUGUCUGUAAAAGAUUCAUCGAAUAAGAAACAAGAGCUGAAACUUAUUAUUGGGUUGGUGGGUGCUGUUGUUGGUCUUGUGCUUGGUUUUGUGUUGAUUGUGAUAUACAGGAACUGGGAUAAGAGAAGGAAGGAAGAUAUGUAUCACAGGUCGGUUGAAAAUGGUGUCAGGAACAGUGUUUUGCCUAAUACUGGUGCCAAAUGGUUUCACAUAUCGGAGCUUGAGCGAGCCACAAAUAAAUUUUCUCAGAGGAAUAUGGUUGGCCAAGGUGGUGAUGGGGUUGUGUACAAAGGGACUCUUUCGGAUGGUACUGUGGUUGCGGUUAAGGAAAUAUUUGAUUUAGAGACAAAAGGGGAUGAAGAUUUCUGCUAUGAAGUGGAGAUCAUAAGCAAAAUAAAGCACAGGAAUCUUCUUCCUCUUCGGGGCUGUUGCAUUUCAAGUGAUAAUCUGAAAGGUAAGAGGAGGUUUCUGGUUUAUGAUUUCAUGCCUAAUGGCAGCCUCAGUUACCAAUUGUCAGUUGCUGGGGCUAAUAGUCUAACAUGGCCACAAAGAAAGAACAUAAUCCUUGAUGUGGCCAAGGGGCUUGCUUAUUUGCAUUAUGAGAUCAAACCCCCAAUUUAUCACCGUGACAUAAAGGCUACCAACAUACUUUUGGAUUCCAAAAUGAAAGCAAAAGUGUCAGAUUUUGGGUUGGCCAAGCAAGGGAAUGAUGGCCAGUCUCAUCUCACCACAAGGGUUGCUGGCACAUAUGGUUAUUUAGCACCAGAGUACGCUCUUUAUGGGCAACUAACUGAGAAGAGUGAUGUGUACAGUUUUGGCAUUGUGAUUCUUGAGAUCAUGAGUGGAAGAAAAGUGCUUGAUACCAUGAGUUCAUCAGUUGUUUUGAUCACGGAUUGGGCAUGGACACUUGCAAAAUCAGGGAACAUGGAGGAUAUUUUCGACCAGUCAAUAAGAACAGAGGGGCCAGAGAAGAUCAUGGAAAGGUUUGUCCUGGUGGGAAUACUCUGUGCUCAUGCAAUGGUGGCACUAAGGCCAACUAUUGCUGAGGCCCUUAAGAUGUUAGAGGGUGACAUUGACAUACCCCAAUUACCAGACAGGCCAGUGCCACUGGGUCACGAGGCCUUCCAAUCUUCUUUGUUGCAUGGUUUGCAAAGUGGAAGAUCAAACUCAUACUUUUCAUCGUAUCUUUCAACAAGUACAAGGGCAACAUAG